Suncus etruscus (white-toothed pygmy shrew) is the source of this 1575-nucleotide messenger RNA. RefSeq names its product OTU deubiquitinase 1 (gene OTUD1). Gene Ontology annotation, molecular function: cysteine-type deubiquitinase activity. Bases 1 to 1551 code for a protein of 516 amino acids. Gene Ontology annotation, biological process: protein deubiquitination. The transcript has a single exon. The record is from RefSeq and is a predicted model, not a curated record. NCBI's taxonomy places the organism in Eukaryota, Metazoa, Chordata, Mammalia, Eulipotyphla, Soricidae.
AUGCAGCUCUACAGCAGCGUCUGCACCCACUACCCCGCCGGGGCUCCGGGACCCACGGCCGCCUCAGCCGCCGCCCCGCCCGCCGCCGCCAGCAGCGCCUUCAAGGUCUCCGCCUCGCCCGCCGCCUCCUUGCAGCCGCCGGGAGCCGCGCCGGAGCCCGAGACCGGUGAGUGCCGCCCGCCCGCCGCCGAGGCCGCCAGCGCCAGCAGCGGCGCCGACAUGCCCGCCUUCUCCUCCUGCUUCGACAUGGUCGCCGGCGCCGCCGCCGCCUCCUCCAGCGCCGCCUCCAGCGCCGCCGCCUCAGGCCUGCCCGGAGGAGCGUGCAAGCCGCCGCUGCCGCCGCACUACACGUCCACGGCGCAGAUCACCGUGCGGGCCUUGGGCGCCGCCGACCGGCUGCUGCUGCAGCCCGCCGCCGACUCGGCCGCCCCGCGUGGCCGCUGCCUCCUGCCCGUGGCGCCCGCGCCGCCGCCGCCGCCCCGCCGCGGCUCCUCCGCCUGGCUCCUGGACGAGCUGCUGCGGCCCGACGGCGGCCCCGACCCCGCAGGCGGCCCCGACGCGGCGGCCCGGGAGUGCAACUUCCGCCUCAGCGAGCACCGCCAGGCCCUGGCGGCCGCCAAGCACCGCGGGGCCGCCGCCGCGCUGCCCCCGCCGCCGCCCGGGAGCCCCGAGCCCCGCGGCGGCGGCGCAUGGGCCUCGGAGCGCGGCGGCGAGCCCGGCGGCUUGGAGGAGGCGCGGUUGCAAUUGCAGCAGCAGCAGCAGCAGCAGCAGCAGCAGCAGCAGCAGCAGCAGCAGCAAAGGCGGCGGCGGCCCGAGCUGGACGAGGCUGCCGAGGCGACGCCCGGGGGCCCGGCUGCCGGGGAAGCGGCGGCUGCAGUGGCAGCGGCUGCCAUCGCAGCCGCAGCCGCUGCCGCCUCUUCCUCCGAGGCGCCCCGCGGCCCGGGCCCCGCCGACCCGCCGCGCGACGAGAAGCUCGCCCUGUACCUGGCCGAGGUGGAGCGGCAGGACAAGUACCUGCGGCAGCGCCACAAGUUCCGCUUCCACAUCAUUCCCGACGGCAACUGCCUCUACCGCGCCGUCAGCAAGACGGUGUACGGGGACCAGAGCCUGCACCGCGAGCUGCGCGAGCAGACGGUGCACUACAUCGCCGACCACCUGGACCACUUCAACCCCCUGAUCGAGGGCGACGUGGGCGAGUUCCUCAUCGCCGCCGCGCAGGACGGCGCCUGGGCCGGCUACCCCGAGCUGCUGGCCAUGGGGCAGAUGCUGAACGUGAACAUCCACCUCACCACCGGCGGCCGGCUCGAGAGCCCCACCGUGGCCACCAUGAUCCACUACCUGGGCCCCGAGGACGCCCUGCGGCCCAGCAUCUGGCUCAGCUGGCUCAGCAACGGACAUUAUGACGCCGUCUUCGACCACUCCUACCCCAACCCCGAGUACGAGCACUGGUGCAAACAGACUCAGGUGCAGAGGAAGCGCGACGAGGAACUCGCCAAGUCCAUGGCCAUCUCCCUCUCCAAGAUGUACAUCGAGCAGAACGCCUGCUCGUGAGGGGAUCGGGGCUGUGGGUGGGGG